This is a messenger RNA of Camellia sinensis, 571 nucleotides long. Lineage: Eukaryota; Viridiplantae; Streptophyta; Magnoliopsida; Ericales; Theaceae. The record is from RefSeq and is a predicted model, not a curated record.
CCUCCUGGAGAUGUACUCUUUUUCUUUUUCUUUUUUUCCUCUCCUAUAAAUUUCAAAACCAGUAUUCAUCAAAUCGUGCUCAAAGUACUAUCAACAUGGCAAAGCUCAAUGGCACCCCCACCAACAUCCUCCCCAACUCACACAUUGAAGCUGCCCAGUCUGUGACACCAACCAAGGCAACCGAUCCAAGACUGUCACGCCAAGUGGCUAUCACAGACUCUGCCACCUCAGCCAUUUUCCGGAGGCGAUUCCAAGCCAUUCUGUACUACAAGAAGGCGUUGAGUGAGGAGUCAGGGUGGUUGUUGGUGGGGUGGAUGAAGUUGUCGCUAGGGAAGGCUUUGGAGGAGCAACCUAUCCUUGCUGGGAGGCUCCGGAGAGGGGAAGGAGGCAAAGGGGAAUUGGAGAUUGUGUCAAAUGAUAGUGGUGUCAGAGUGAUCGAAGCGCGGAUCUCCACAACCUUGGCAGAGUUUCUUGAUUUGAAGGAGAGGGAAGAUGCAGAGGCUGAGCUUGUGUUUUGGAAUGAUGUUGAUGAUCAAAAUCCUCAGUUUUCUCCAUUGUUCUAUAUCCAGGU